AUGGACGAACAUGCAGUCUUUGUGGGCACAUUCACUGGCUGCAAGCAAAGGGAGCUUUUCUUGGCAGAAACAGUUGUGUUCCUUGCUUUGAUGCUCAGAAAUGUUUCACUACCAUGGGUUUUUCUUGGUCGCAAAUUUAACACUAGCACUCUCAAAUAUUGGUUCAAAUUUCUGCUGGAUUACUUGUUUCUUGUAGUACCAGGACUUCUAGUUAUGACAGUAUUCUCACAAUCUCUAUUAUUGCUGACAUGUGUGCUGACCACAUGUUUGGGCACUCUUCUAGUUUUCAUCAUUUGCGAAUAUUACAUAACACCGGAUCGACCUGCUGCCAAGAUGGUUCUUAACAGAAUCAUUGAUGAUAGCCAUUAUCCAACUACAUUUGUAACAUAUUUUAGGGCUUCUAUGUUGUUGUCUGUAGCCAUCGCAAUUUUAGGAGUCGAUUUUCCUGUCUUUCCUCGUCGAUUCGCCAAAACAGAAAAGUAUGGCCACAGUUUGAUGGACGCUGGCGUUGCCGCUUUCAUAUUCGCCUUAGCUGUCGCUAGCCGACUUAAAUCUUUUAACACUUGGCACGGAAGAGUUCAUCGCAAAAGAGGUUAUUCGUGGAUUCGAUCUUCAUUCGUCAUACUGCCAAUAAUAGGAGUUGCACGCACGGUUCUGCUGACAGCAUUGAACUAUCCACAGCAUGUAACAGAAUACGGAGUACAUUGGAAUUUUUUCUACACCCUAGCAGUAGUAAAGUAUACGUGUAAAGUCGUGGAUAGAAUGCUGUUGGCGGCUUUACGUAUUUUCUGUAAUGUUCUAUGGAAUGCAAGUAGUAGCUGAGUGGAGUCUUGGACAGCCGUCGCGGCGGGUUGUCAACAUCACUUACAUUUUUUCUAUGAUGUCGUUUCUUUCGUUCACACUUGCUUGCUUCCUAUGCGUACAAUUGUUUUCCCUUGUUGCAUGGGCUGCAAACGCCCCGCAUUUUUCUCUCGGUGA
Molecule: messenger RNA, 978 nt
Organism: Haemonchus placei
Lineage: Eukaryota; Metazoa; Nematoda; Chromadorea; Rhabditida; Trichostrongylidae
Source: the annotation of a GenBank genome assembly